UAUUCAGAAUACUACAUUUUAAACUGAAACAAUAAAAUUCUAUUCGAGCCGAAAGAGAUCGAGAAUUAGGGUUUUAGCGUUUCUCGAAGAAGCGAAAAGAUGAGCAGAAGUUUGGGUAUACCGGUAAAGCUACUCCAUGAAGCCUCCGGUCACGUCGUCACGGUGGAGCUAAAGAGCGGCGAACUCUAUAGAGGUAACAUGAUCGAGUGCGAAGAUAACUGGAACUGUCAACUCGAAAGCAUCACUUACACUGCUAAGGAUGGGAAAACAUCACAACUUGAGCAUGUCUUUAUUCGAGGUAGCAAAGUCAGGUUUAUGGUCAUACCGGACAUGUUGAAGAACGCUCCUAUGUUUAAGCGUUUGGAUGCAAGAAUCAAGGGUAAGGGUGCAUCACUUGAUGUUGGUAGAGGCAGAGCAGUUGCAAUGCGAGCUAAGGCUCAAGCUGCUGGCCGCGGAGCUCCACCUGGUAGGGGUGUACCACCGGUGCGGAGGUGAUCAUCAUAUACCGUCUCUAUUAUCAGUGUCUGUUGGACAUGAUAUUUAGUUCUGUUGUAGAAGUUUGUGAUAGAAUGAAAUUCAAAUUUGAACUGCUUAUCCAGAAUUAACAGACCACUCUUUAUGGAUGGUACUGAAUGCCAAAUUUAUUCUCAUCCUCUAAUUUUGAUGACCUGCUAUUAUCAAUUUUCAUAAUUAGUUCAAAAUGGUA
This is a messenger RNA of Vicia villosa (hairy vetch), 706 nucleotides long. RefSeq names its product small nuclear ribonucleoprotein SmD3b-like. Gene Ontology annotation, cellular component: spliceosomal tri-snRNP complex; U12-type spliceosomal complex; U5 snRNP. The transcript has 5 exons. Gene Ontology annotation, molecular function: RNA binding. Lineage: Eukaryota; Viridiplantae; Streptophyta; Magnoliopsida; Fabales; Fabaceae. The record is from RefSeq and is a predicted model, not a curated record. Gene Ontology annotation, biological process: RNA processing; spliceosomal snRNP assembly. Bases 100 to 495 code for a protein of 131 amino acids.